Acanthaster planci (crown-of-thorns starfish) is the source of this 5519-nucleotide messenger RNA. Its product is annotated as telomerase protein component 1-like. Lineage: Eukaryota; Metazoa; Echinodermata; Asteroidea; Valvatida; Acanthasteridae. Gene Ontology annotation, molecular function: protein binding. The record is from RefSeq and is a predicted model, not a curated record. Gene Ontology annotation, cellular component: Cul4-RING E3 ubiquitin ligase complex.
GGGUACCAAACAUCAUACAUCCGUGUUAACCGGAUCCAUGAAGAAAAGGGGCUAUUUUGUAACCCGGCAAGAAUUCACUUUUCUCCCGUCGAGCAGAAGCCUAAUGGUACCCUAAGGUAUUUAGAAACUUGGCAAAAACGUUCUGUGCCUCAUCCAACCAUCAGAAGAUCACCCAAUCACCAUGGGGUGCGGCGGCUCAAGGUCCAUGCAGGUACCCUCAGGACCCUCGGAUUAUAAAUACAUCGUCCAGCAAACUUGGGAGAAUGUGGGCAAAACACUUGAAAGGGGUUCGUCCAGAAAGAAGCUGGUCAUCAAACGGUCUGGGUGGAAGACGGUGCGUGUCUUUGUGUCGUCGACAUUCAAGGAUUUCCACGCCGAGAGAGAAAUACUUGUCAAAGAGGUGUUUCCUGACUUGAGGCAGUGGUGUGAGAAGCGACGACUUCAUCUCGUUGAGUGUGAUUUACGAUGGGGUGUUCCCAAAGACACGUCGUCUGAGGAAACCUUGCGUCUGUGCCUGGGAGAGAUCGAUCGGUGUUACCAAGACAACAUCAUGCCCUUCUUCCUGAACCUGACAAGUGAGCGUUGCGGUUGGAUCCCAACACCAUAUGACGUCCCUGAGUCGUUGGCUAAGGAGUAUCGCUGGAUACCAGGACUGUCUGUCACCGAAAUGGAAAUCCUACACGGGGCCUACCGCAUUGACAAUCCCAACUCGCUGUUCAUGAUCCGGAAUUCCUCCUUCUUGAAGAACCUCCCCCCGGAAUAUGAGAAGGACUUCGUCGAUCCCAACCCCAUCGCUCCUCAUAAGCUGGAGAUGCUGAAACAGAUGCUGAAGAGCAAGUUGCGUGAUCGAGUGAAGUGGUACGACUGUGAGUUUGCUGGAAUUGACGAGGACGGCAAGGCAGAAUUCAGCGGGCUGAAUGACGUCUUUUCCAAGGAGGUGUUUGAGUUCUUCAAGCGGCGUAUCGAAGCCCAGUAUCCAUUGGUGGAUGCCAGCCAAGAUCCCUACCAACAGGCUAAGGAGGCCCAUGAGUCCUUCCUGAAGAGUCGGGGCCAGUCCGUCCUGGGCCGCAAUGCCAUCCUGGAGAAGAUCGAACAGUACGUCAUCGACCUAGGUCAGGACAAAGCACUGACCAUCACGGGCGGUGCAGGCACUGGCAAGUCCUCCAUCAUGGCCCGCACGGCUGACGUGGCGCAGACCAUGGCUGUGAAUAAGAAGAUCCCCGGUGGCGGAGAGCAUGGCUGGCACGUCUUCUACCAUUUUGUUGGCGCUGUGCCAGGUUCGACGGACUUAGAGAAGUGCCUAAAAAGACUCCUGAAGGAGCUGAAUCAAGUCAACGAAGCAACGAUGCCUAAGAACCUAGAGGCAGCAUGUCAGCUGGUAUGCAGCGUCCUGAGUAACCCAAAGACCGCACCCGUCAUUGUAUGCAUCGAUGCUCUCAACCAGUUUGACGACGACAAAUCCUCCACCCUCCUCAGCUGGUUGCCACGGAAACUGGCCCCCCAGGUGAGGGUGAUUCUGGCCAUGAUCAACGACACUCCCCCGCACAAGUCACUGAUGGAACGACCCAACAAACCGCAGGAGAUUGUUGUCACCCCACUGGAUAUGGAAGCCAGAAAGGAGAUCGUGACGGAGCUAUUAGGGACCUACAACAAACGUCUGGAUGCUGCACAGAUGGAGAGCCUGCUGGCAAAGGAGUCUUCUCAGAAUCCUCUGUGGUUGGCUGUGGCCUGUGAGGAGCUACGUGUGUUUGGCCUCUUUGAUCGCCUGACAGACAAAAUCAACAACAUGGCCGACGGACUGCUGGAGUUGCUGGAGCAAGUGUUCACACGCUUUGAGCAGGAGAAUGGGGGCACGUUGCUAUCGGCAACACUCUGCCUUCUGGAGACCUCAGCAACCGGUCUGCUGGAGACGGAACUGCUGAAGAUCCUCGGGGAUGAGGAUAACCUCCUGCCUCGGGAGAAGGACUCGGAGACCGGCAAAGACAAAGGAGCAGAAAAGAAGGCUAAAGAUGUGGGACCUCUUCCGGCGGCCAAGUGGGCCGUAGUCUUCCGUGCUCUCAAACCUUUCCUGCGACCGUUUGGGGAGAGCGGGGAGGGUAGGCUGGACUUCUAUCACAGGGCACUCAGCAAAGCCGUCCGCAAAAAGUACUUCUCCAGUGAAAGUGACUCCCCCGUUUCGGAUCAGCUAUGGUGGCACCGGAAGCUGGCCCAUUACUUUGAUGAGUCCGAUCACGUAGACCGCAAAGUGGAGGAGUUGCCAAUUCACCUUCUGAAGCUUGGAGACACUCAGCGUCUGACGGCGUUCCUCACCAACUGGGACGUUUUUGACCGACUGUACAAUGAAGACUAUAGCACCCUCCUCCUCAAGUACUGGCGAGAGGGUCAUGGUCAGGGAUGGCAGACAAUGAUGGGUAAUAACUACCGGGAGAACUUAGAGAAGCUAGCUGCCGACGACGGCACGUCCAAGGAGGUGCUGGCCAAGCGCUACGAGCAGAUCUCCAGGGUCAUUAACCAAUCAGGUGAGCAUGGUGCUGCUAUCACCUUGCUGGAGACGGCCAUGGAGCUGGAGGAGGAGUUGGGCUCCAGACCAGAACGAAUGGUGGAGCUCUAUGCACUGGCGUGCACUGUCUACGAUGAUAAACUGAAGUUGUAUGAAUACGUGGAUCCGUCCCAACUUCGUGAUCUGCGGCCGGUCAUUAGCUUCGCGCACAAAUCCAUCGCAAUCAGGGAAACUCUGGAGGGCCCUGUUCACAAGUACAAACUGGGUAGGAUCAAGAUUCAGCUGGCUUUCAACCUGCAGUCCUGGGUGGAGUGUGGGGCAGACAACACUUUAAGCGUGGAGGAGGCCGCCGAUGAAGGAAGGCAGCAGAUCGAGAGCGCAAUUGAGAUCUUCAAGGAGCUUGACGAUAUCGGUCACCUCGCGGAUGCCAUCAUGACAAAGGGCGUAUUGGAAGAGCGAGGCAGCGAAGAGCAGAAAAAGUACUACUUGGAAGCAAUUGAUCUGUGCCUUCAGGCCUACGGCGAGUACAGCGUACUGGCCAGUCGGAUCCUCCUGAAUACUGGCAUCAUGUACGAGGAUAUGGGCAAGUACAACCAGGCCUAUGACUACUACCUACGAUGGCAGGACGUAUGCGAGGAGGUGUUUGGAUACCACCACCCUCGUACCCAGCGCUGCCGUAACUGCCUGAAUGAACCCAUGUACCGGCGCAUCAAGCAGGCCAGGGCAGCCCAAGAGGCCAACCGCCAGGCCAGGGACCCCAGCCAAAACCAGUACGCCGACGAUGGAGUGGACUUGGAUGAUGAUGACCUUCUCAGCGACGACGAAGACUAUGACGAGGAUGCAGAAUGACAGUUACGUCCAAAAAUAACUAGGUGACAGCUGCGUUUGGAUAGAAGCAUCUUUCAGUCUUCUCAGGGGACAGAACUGUAGAGAGUAUUGAUUUUGUGUGACCGCAUGUUUUAUUGAAAGUAAAUACUCAUUUGUCUGAUCACAUGGUCAGGCAACUUCACAACCGUGACUGAUAUUAGAAACCUUGUGACAAGACCGCACCAGACCUUCCAUGCUGUGCGCUGUAAUACAAAUGAAUGUAGAAGAUAUUUUGAACAUAUUCUUUGCCUGCUGAGAAAAAUGUGAAAGCUUGCACCGUGUUUUCAAAAAAAAUCAGUUUGGAAUUUCUAAAGGAAGUUUUGGGUAAUGAAACGGAAAACAGAAAAGAGUGGGGUACCUGUCAUUUUUUGAUCGGGUAUUUGGGUAUCCCAGUGUUCAUCACAGACUUAAUAGUUACAUCAUUGGCUCUGAAAAAUGCAAUACAUGAUUGUGACUUUAACCACUUAAUGCUGGAUGACUUAUAAACACACAUACUUUUCCUUAUUUGUUCCACGGAGGACGUGUACACUCGUUUAAGAAUUCUUUUUCUCAUUUUCAUGGUUGACAUAUUAACGUGCCAUUCUUGGUUGGGUCAAAGCACAAUUUCAUGGUUGGAAAAGUUAUGGGUAAAGAAAAAUGUCCGAGCAGAUUUUUAGGUAAAACCGUUUUUUUUUUGACUAAGCAAAAAGGAAGCAGAGAACCCGUCAUGAGCACCGUACUCCGCCUGGCAAUUUGUCUGGUAACCUGUUUUUGCUAAGCAUCCAUUUUCUGUACCAAGUAGCGCCGUACAAAAGAAUCUCGGUUUGUACUCAUUCUGGUGAAAUGACAUCUAUUCAUACAGACUCCUAUCCAAAUGUGAACAAAUAAAAUUCUUUGGGUCUCGCUGUUAGGUCAUUCCAACCGGAAGAGUUCAUAGAGACAUAUCAAAAAUAGUAUUCAAUUUUGCUCAGCUGAAAAAACAAAGGGACAGCGAGCACUGAUAUGAUCCAAAGUGACCUUACUUAUAUCAGAAUGUCAGUUGCAACCUCAGGGAGGUUUCGGGUUUCCUUUUUAAAAUUUAUUUUUUAAGUGAUCAUUUGUAUAUAGUGGAAUAUUGAAGUAUUGAGUAUGUCAUUUGAUGCUUACGAAUUCAGAUAGAGUUUGAAGGGAAAUUGAUGGUGGUUCUAACCCCACCAUGGCAACUCAGGGGUCGUGUUGGUGUAAUUUAUGGUGGUUUUAACCCCACCAUGGAAACUCAGGGGUCGUGUUGGUAUAAUUCAUGGUGGUUCUAACCCCACCUGGGAAACUUUGAGGUCAUGUUGGUGUAAUUGAUGGUGGUUCUAACCCCACCUGUGAAAAUGAGAGGUUGUGUUGGUGAAUUAAGACUCCUUUUUGUGAAAACUAAAAUUACCUCACUUCACCUCAUACUCAAAAUCAUACUUUCAUUUAUACAUUAUAAGAAUUGUUAUAUUUCAAAUCUGGAUUUUAAGAUGUAUUUUGUACUAACUCGACAACAUUCCUUCGUGGGGAAAGGGGGCCAACUAACCUUCAAAAAUCUGUCUUUCAAAUUAUUUUGUAGACGAAAGUUAUGUUUUGAAGUACUUGUUCAUAAAUUUGGAUUAUUUCUCUACAUGUAGCUAGAAGCUUGAGGCAGCUAGAGUUUAGACCUGUCAUAUUUCAAACAAUUAACCACCUCGUCUUUCAGAUAAAAAUGUACAUAUUUUGAAGUUAGUAUAUUUCUGUGUGUAAGUUAUAAUUUGUGGCAUAUUAGUAUCAAGAACGACAGGAAUUUUUCCCAGUAUUUUAUUUACAUGUGACUUUCUUAAAUAUAGGAUUAUUUGCAGUGUUUUAUGAUGAAGUGAUGAAAACAAUGACAUAAAAAAAUUUUCCUGUCUUGAAGUUCACAGAAAUCUUUAAAGUACAGUCAGUUUUUGUAGAAAACAGGUUUUUAAAGUUAAACUGAAUUUGUAAAUUUCUAGACCUGUCAUUUUUUUGGUGACAAAAAGUCUAACUGAUGAAAGGGUCGUAUCCUCAGUACAUGUAGUCAGAUUUAAUUUUUUUUUAUCAAAGCAUUCUUGUCUUGAACUGUUUGUAUUCCAAAGCUUCAGUUUGUGUACAUUUCUGGUAAAAAUAGGAGUGAAUAUCUGGCAAUAAAUAUAUACAAUGGAGAUGA